Messenger RNA from Herpailurus yagouaroundi (jaguarundi), 5850 nucleotides. It is a transcript of the gene BAHD1, whose product is annotated as bromo adjacent homology domain containing 1. Gene Ontology annotation, biological process: heterochromatin formation; negative regulation of DNA-templated transcription. Bases 1483 to 3819 code for a protein of 778 amino acids. Gene Ontology annotation, cellular component: chromatin silencing complex. NCBI's taxonomy places the organism in Eukaryota, Metazoa, Chordata, Mammalia, Carnivora, Felidae. The record is from RefSeq and is a predicted model, not a curated record. The transcript is spliced from 8 exons. Gene Ontology annotation, molecular function: chromatin binding; transcription cis-regulatory region binding.
AAAUAAAUAAAUGCAAUUGGCUGCUUAGUUGAUUGGGAACAGGGGAAACCUUCCCUUCUUCCUAAGAAAUGCUCAGUAUGGAGUCCUUGGUGGUUUCCAAUAUUUUCUGUCAAAAGCACACACAUAGGGCACACUGGGGUUGGGGUUGCUUUAGCGUGGGGAACAAACAAAACUUAGCUGUUGUUUCUGAUAUUCCAGCUGGUGGAGAGUCUGUCCUGUGGAUUGCUCACAUGACACCAUAUAGACAUGAAUUGGAAAAGGGCUGGAAUCCUGUUUUCCUCUUACCCCACCAGGCCAUUCUCUCCACCCGGCUUUGCUGCUCUUAUGCAAUUUUCCUUGUUGUCCAUGCUAAAUGAAUCCAUAUGUUUUAUCUCUUCUCAAUCCUGGGUGUAAAUGAGGGAGAAAACACGGUUUUGAGAACAGAAAAGAAAAAGAUUCCUGGUCUGGCCCGUGGAUGGGACUUUGGGGACUGGCAUUGGAAGAGGUGAUUAUCACUGACAUGGAGGCGUGAUCAGCCCCACACUGGACCCAUCAGAAGGGAAAGCUAGGAACCCAGCUCUCUUGGAACUUCCGAUUUUGUUUACCAUCAAACCUUGGACCAUGGGGGAAAUGUGAAAGAGGGCUGGUGACUGGUUUGAGUCUAGACAGUGAAAAAAUAAAUUGUGCAUCCAUCCCCUUUCCCCCAAACCUCCCUUUUGUGCCCCAGUUUGAUGAUUAAUGGACCAGCAUUUCCCUUCCAAGCGGGAAGGCCACCCCUCACAGUUGCCAUGGCAAUGCAGACCGCUCCCCGUCAAUUAAAAAAAAUCCCUACUACUUCUCUCUUCCUUGCUUCUGCUAUAGCGGAAGACAAGCUACCUCAGAAUGCAUUUCCUGGGCUCUCUCCUCAGCUGCUCAGGCUGUUUUGCUGUGCAUCCUAGAGCACAGUCCUUCUUUUUCUGGGGUUUGUCUGAGUUUCAUUACCUUGAGCCAGUUGUGCCCCUCUUGGAUCCAGCAGCCCCUGGAACAUGUCUGUGAAGAAGCAGAGAAAAUUACUGUUUUUUUAUUCAUCCGUAAUGCAAGUUAAAAGCCAGAAUGAGCCUUCAUCUUUCUUUUGUUUCGGGGUUAAAAAAAAAAAUUCCUCCACACCACGUCUAGUAUGUAGAGGUAUAAGUCGGGGACCCUUUUGACAUCCUUAAAGGCAGUUUCAGUAAACCUGGAAGGAAUUCAACUUCCCAAAAUACAUACUUCACAUUGAAGUUGUAUGGGGAUUUUCAAUUUAUUGAUUUUCAUCUCUCCCCACCUCUCUGUCCUAGCAUUCAGGAGGACUUGUGUGUUUUCAUUUUAUCUGUCCUUAUUCCUCUUGGCCUUAUUCCGGCAACAUCUGGCCUCCGCGCCCUGUCGCAAGUUCUCCAUUGCCUUGGCCAUGCCAGCUUCCAGGAUACAGCCCAGCUCUGGCCUCUCAUUCAGGAGGGGGCCCAGGCUGCCCCAGAUCGAAAGUACUCCAUGACACACACGCGGAGGAAGUCCCUUCCCAUGCUGAGUUCGGGCCCCACUGGCCGCCGGGAGCCCCUGCAGAUGGAAGGCAGCAAUAUGGAGCAGGGGGCGGAGAGUGUGGAAGCAGGCAUGCCCGAGAGCCCAGGGCACCUCACAGGGCGCCGCAAGAACUACCCACUUCGUAAGCGCCCAUUAGUUCCUGAGAAGCCUAAGGCCUGCAAAGUGCUGUUGACCCGCCUGGAGAAUGUGGCUGGUCCACGGAGUGCAGAUGAGGCUGAUGAGCUGCCCCCUGACCUGCCCAAGCCCCCCAGCCCAGCCCCAUCCAGUGAGGACACUGCCCUUGCCCAGCCCCGCAAGAGGCGCCUAGCCUCCCUCAAUGCGGAGGCCCUCAAUAACCUGCUGCUGGAGCGGGAGGAUGCCAGCAGCCUGGCCGGCACUCGUCGCAGUCGAGGGGGAGACCCUCACCGCAGUCGGGACCGUGACCGGGCCAGUGGGGGCUGGUCCUCUUCCAAGAAGCGGCCCCGGCUAGAGGACCUCGGAGGGGGAAGUCGGGACCUGUCCCCAGAGCCAGCACCUGAGGAGGGUGCUCGUCGAGAUGGUGACCCAGCUCCCAAGAGAUUGGCCAGCCUGAAUGCAGCUGCCUUCCUAAAGCUGAGCCAGGAGCGGGAGCUACCCUUGAGGCCGCCUCGUGCCCACCCAGAAGCAGAUGGGCGCUCCACAGAGCCACCAGCACUGAGGGUUCCGAGGCCAAAGUGGGCUAAAGUCAAUGGCAAGAACUAUCCCAAGGCCCGGCAGGGGCUUGGCUCUGGGGAGGCCGUAGGUCCACCCGGCUGGCAAAAGCACCCCGAGGAGCCGUGGCCAUCUGCCACCCCUCGUGGGCCAGCCAGCCAGCCACCUUACCAGCCCCUGAGCAAGGCUCUGGAGAGCCCCUUGGGGCUGCGCCCCCACCUGCCCCUGCUGAUGGGUGGGCAGGCAGCCUUGAAGCCGGAGCCUGGGCGCCCAGGCGAGGAGUCACCUGCCCCCAAGCAGGAACUGCACCAGCCUUCUUUCCCUGCACCCCAGCUGUCCCCCCUACCGAUGCCUGGCAACCCUGCCCACUACAGUGGCCUGUGUGGUAGGCCUGAGCUCCCUGCACUAGGCAGCUUCUACCUGUACUGCAGCCAAGAUGGGCUGCAGUGUGGAGGCUACUCCCCCUGCCCCAUGCUUCCUGAGGGCAAGUUGUCCCCAGUGGCUGCACCUAACGAGGGGCUCCUCUUGGCACCGAGCUCAGUGCCCGCGGGCACCCCUUUCCAACACCCUCCCUGGGGCUCUCGCUACUGCUUUAGCGAGGAUACUGGAGUGAAUGGCUACAGCAUCUGUGAAAUGUUGCCCCCGUCUCUUACCCAUAUUGGCACCACCUGUGGCGGCUGCCCCUACAAAAUGCCUUUUGCAGCAGAAGGCUGCAGGUCCCUAGGCCAGCUGGAAUUUCCUCUCCCGGAAGCCGGCCACCCUGCCUCACCUGCCCACCCCCUCCUGGGAUGCCCUGUGCCCAGUGUGCCACCUGCAGCGGAGCCCGUCCCUCAUCUUCAGACACCCACCUCGGAGCCCCAGACGGUAGCCCGUGCGUGCCCUCAGAGUGCCAAGCCUCCUAGCGGCUCCAAGUCAGGUCUGCGCACGGGCUCCAGCUGUAGGCACACUGCGAGAAGCAAGGCUGCCUGCAGGCCCAGCCACCCCAAGCAACCGCGCGUCCAGCGCCCACGCCCACGCCGCCGCCGCCGCCGCCGCACUAACGGCUGGGUUCCCGUUGGGGCUGCCUGUGAGAAGGCGGUCUAUGUCUUGGAUGAACCAGAACCAGCCAUCCGAAAGAGCUACCAGGCAGUGGAGCGGCACGGAGAGACCAUCCGGGUCCGGGACACUGUCCUCCUCAAGUCAGGCCCACGAAAGACAUCCACACCUUAUGUGGCCAAGAUCUCUGCCCUCUGGGAGAACCCUGAAUCAGGAGAGCUGAUGAUGAGCCUCUUGUGGUAUUACAGACCAGAGCACUUACAGGGAGGCCGCAGUCCCAGCAUGCACGAGCCUUUGCAGAAUGAAGUCUUUGCAUCGAGACAUCAGGACCAGAACAGUGUGGCGUGCAUCGAGGAGAAGUGCUACGUGCUGACCUUUGCUGAGUACUGCAGAUUCUGUGCCAUGGCCAAGCGUCGAGGCGAGGGCCUCCCCAGCCGAAAGACAGCACUGGUGCCCCCCUCUGCGGACUACUCCACCCCGCCACACCGCACAGUGCCCGAGGACACGGACCCUGAGCUGGUGUUUCUUUGCCGCCAUGUCUAUGACUUCCGCCAUGGCCGCAUCCUCAAGAACCCUCAGUAGCCUCCUCAGGCUCACACUGAGGCUGCCCACGGGCAAGUGGGGCUCGGGGCAGGGGGUACUGCUUGAAGCACAGCACUUGGUUAAGGGGCCACAGGGACCUGAAGUUGCUGGCCUGUGGUUCUCUUGGGGGGGAGGGCAGGGAUCCCUAUGGGUACUGGGCCCUUGGGAGGGAAGGGGAGGCCAGGGUAUAGGGAAAGCAUCACAGCCCUCAGCUUGGCCCAGGGUACCUCUCUAUGGUUGCCUGGGUGGAGACUUGAAGAAGCAGUCUUCCCUGAGACUGGGCCAAGCCUGAGGGGCAUGGGGCCCUGGGGGAGGGGAGAGUCUUUCAGGAACAAGGCCCACUAGGCUCUUUAGCCUCCCCUGGGCCCUUCAAGAGGGAGUGGGAGCCAGCUUUACCUCACCCACUGUGACCCGCUGCUUCCCCAUCAGCCUGGGACCAGGCUCUCCCAGAUUUUAGCACAGCUCCGAGUUCCUUCCUUUGAGGCAUAGAGAGCCAGAGUCUGGCUUCCAGAGCACGGACUUGCUUUUUCUAGACUCGGGGCCUUUCCCUGGCUUCCUCCUUUGCCCCUGCAGUAGCCCCUGGUGCUGGGACAAGUUACCCAGUGCACAUAGUCAUGGGUGUGGCCCACUUGUGGGAGUCAGCUUCCUGUCUGCCUCCUGGUGAGGGCCACCCAGCAGGUCUGGCUUCCCAGAAGCUAACUGGUCAACAUGAGGUUUAUCAUGUCUGGGAGGGCAGAAGGGAGCUGGGAGGGGGUGGGGGGCAGGGGGCAAGGAAAAUUGCUACCUGAUUUAUUGAAGACUUUUCCUCUUGCCUUACACUUGGAGGUUCUAGGAAACCUCUUGCAGAACUUCAUACAUGACUCUUCAAGCCACACCCACCUGAAAUCAAACCAAAGGAGUGCUGUGGCUCCCCUUGCCCUGCUACCCCUUACCCUAGUCUUUUGUAGAUUGCACUAAUUUACAUCCCUGCGAGAAUCAACACUGUAUCAGUCCACAGACCUGCUGAGCUGCAGCCACUCACUCUAGGAGCUAAGGACCUGCAUUUUCAGUUUGUUCCUGUUGCCCAGGGGCCCCGUUCUCACCUCAUGCUGCUCCCCAGAGUAGAUUAGAGGCUGAGCCCCCUCUUGUCCUAGUCAGGACUAGGCCCUGGCCCUGGGGCUGUCUGUGAGGGGGCUGAAGCAGCCUGGUUCUUUCCUGUUUGUACCAAAGAGGAGCAUGGUGGGGAGGGGAGCACAGUGUGGCUUGGGCCCUGCUUAUGAGCACUUACACAGGGCACACCCCUGGGGGUAGGAGCCAAGGAGGGCAGCACUCCCUCUUCUCCCCUAGGAAGGGGCAGGCACAGACCCGGCAUGUAAGGAGGUGACACUGGGUGAGGACAGUCAAGCUGGGUCUAGAGAGGGAGGUGGAAGCAAAUCCUGUGGGCGCUCCCAGCCUUGUGCUGUAGGCUGCUCCCAGUUGGUCCCUGGGCUUAGGGGGGCCCCGGAGGCUUCAGAGGUGAAUUUCCAUACAGAAAGCCCAAUCCCAAACCUGAAGGGAAGGGGCUAGGGUGCCCUUGUACUGAAUAAGCUGUCAGGAGGAAGGCGUGGGGCAGUAAGAGAGGUUGGCAGAGUGGCCAUGGGGCCUUUGGAGAGCCAGCCUUGGAGCCUGCUCAUCCCCAGGGUGCUUGGCCCUUGCUGCUGAGGAGCCCAGCCUCACCUAGCAGGAAAGGAGAUCAAGGCCCCUCCUCCCAGGAGGCAGGGUCUGCUGCCCAGAACUUAAAUGCUUUUGAAAUCUCUUAGAUGUCGAAAUAUUUUUUCGAACCUGAAAAUGCAGCUGGUAGAAUUUCAAUGGAAGCAUAAUUCAUGUAAAAUAUAUUUUAGUUGAUAUUUUGUAAAAUGCACUUUUUGUGUGUGUCGACCCUGGUUUCUCAGAUCUGUAUUUCAGUGUUUACAAGGGAGGGAGGACCUUUCCUCACCUCCCUUUUGACAGAGAUUAGAAGUACUUCUUUAAGAAAAAAAUAAAUUUGAAAAAUUGUAUUGAUUUAGAAAAGGA